GUGGAUUUCUUCACUGAAUACAAUCCAGAGCUCGACGAGUUCCAUGAGUUAAUCAGUUUUCUACUAUUGUUCUCAGCUUAACGUGUAGUCUAUACUUUUAUACAUCAAUAUGGGAACCAUCACUUAUUACUUUGUUUUAUCUGUCUGCGUUUUUGCUUUUGCUACUCAUGAUUUCAAGGAAAAAGACAUAGUACAUUUUCGAUUCACUCGAGACAAUAAAUCGACUGACUACUAUAUGUUUGUGGCUCAAAAUGGAGUAAAUCCAGAAUCAUUUUCUAACUCAGCUGUGAUUGGAAUUCUAAAACCAACGACAGCAGACUACAUCCAAAUGGUCGAUAAGUUAAGUACCGCACAACUUCCGUCCCAGUAUAAAGGAAGAUUUACUACUUUAUACGUAGGAGAUGAAUUGGUAGUCGCGGCGAUGGUGUAAUGAAAUUAGAUUAGUACAGAUAAUCUUCUUCAUAAAUUUAUAGUAUAAAAAAUCAUCUUAUUCUUACAUAGUCAAAAAAAUGUAUAUAUAUAUAUUUUUCAAUAAUGAUACAUUUCAAUUUUAAUUAUACAUAAAAAUAUUUUAUUCGCAAUAAUAAUACAAUGUCAUAAUUACAUAAAAAUAAU
Molecule: messenger RNA, 615 nt
Organism: Adelges cooleyi (spruce gall adelgid)
Lineage: Eukaryota; Metazoa; Arthropoda; Insecta; Hemiptera; Adelgidae
Exons: 6
Coding region: 110-430 (106 amino acids)
Source: RefSeq, a predicted model, not a curated record